AUGCCGAAGCUGCCUCCGGUUGUGCUGUUCGCCCAUGGCGCGGGCUUCUGCAAGGAGAUCUGGGCGCCGAUCAUCCGCCGCCUGCAGCAGUCCGCGCUGUUGUCUGACGUUAGCUUCGUGAGCGUGGAUCUCCCGUUCCACGGCUCCAAGCGCGACAAUAGCGUCGCCGCCCAAGUCGACGAGAACGGACCCCACGUGACGCACCCGGCCAACAAUGUCAUAGCGAUGGCGUCCGAGGCGCUGCUGCAAGAGGCUCAGGCGCUGGCUGCUGCUGGUCGACCGGUCGUUGGCGUCGGCCACUCCAUGGGCGCGGCGGCGCUCUGGAAGGCGGAGGUGGCCAACCCCGGCACGUUCAAGGCGCUCGUGCUGUUCGAGCCCAUCUACGGGCCGCCAAUGCGCAGAGGCGGCCCCGACCGCCCGUACAACUUCAUGGCCGACGUGACGUUGAAGCGCGAGUGGAAAUGCUUCUCGUCCUGGGACCGCGAGAGUCUCGCGAGCUGGUUGGCAGGAGCCGUCGUCCCGGACGAGCACGAGGACGAGGCUGUAGUGCUGGCGUGUCACCCGACUAUCGAAGCUUCAAUAUACUGCGGCGGUCGGCUGUGGCUUUCAUCUGAGGAACAGGCCAGAACCAAGUGUCCGACAACGUUCCACAGCGGCAGCACCACGAGACUCUUCCGCCAGGAAGUGUUCCAAGCCAUCGCAGCUCGUCGUCCCGAGAUCUUUAAAGUGCACGCUCCUAUGGCCGGCAGGUCGCACUUGAUGGUGCUGGAAGACCCCGAAGCCUGCGCCGACGCCAUCGUAUCGGACCUCAAGGCCUUGGGCGGCUUCAACACUGCCCCCGCCCGGCUCUAG
Messenger RNA from Phytophthora sojae, 852 nucleotides. RefSeq lists its product as hypothetical. NCBI's taxonomy places the organism in Eukaryota, Oomycota, Peronosporomycetes, Peronosporales, Peronosporaceae. The transcript is spliced from 2 exons. The coding region runs from base 1 to 852 and encodes 283 amino acids. The record is from RefSeq and is a predicted model, not a curated record.